Messenger RNA from Acaulospora morrowiae, 2043 nucleotides. The record is from the annotation of a GenBank genome assembly. Lineage: Eukaryota; Fungi; Glomeromycota; Glomeromycetes; Diversisporales; Acaulosporaceae.
AUGGUUGAAACCGGUUUAGAAGAAUUCCCUAAUGAUGGAACUGGCCUCGUGGUUAUCGACCCUUGGCUAAAACCGUUCUCUUCCUUUCUACAACAAAGAUACACUGCCUACAAAAAAUGGGUUGACGAUAUAAAAUCAAACGAAGGAGGAUAUGACCAGUUCACGAAGGGAUACGAAAAAUUUGGGAUCAACGUGCAAACGAAUGGUGACAUAAUUUACCGCGAGUGGGCUCCCGGUGCCGUGACCGCAAGUUUGAUCGACAAUUGGGACAGAACGGCACAUCCAAUGAAAAAGAAUUCAUUUGGAGUAUGGGAAAUUCACAUUCCCGCCAAUUUCGGCAGACCCGCUAUCCCUCAUAAUUCAAAAAUAAAAAUUUCCAUGACAACGCAAAGUGGAGAACAUAUUGAUCGUCUUCCCGCUUGGAUCAAACGUGUGACUCAGGAUUUAUCUGUGAGCGAAGCAUAUGACGCCGUCUUUUGGAACCCGCCACAAAAGUAUACUUGGAAAAACAAGGCUCCUCCGAAACCCACAAGCUUGAGAAUUUACGAGGCUCAUGUUGGCAUAUCAUCUGUUGAGGGGCGUGUUGCCACUUACGACGAAUUCACGGAUAACGUCCUGCCGCGUAUUAAGAAUUUAGGUUAUGAUGCCAUCCAAUUGAUGGCCGUCAUGGAACAUGCUUAUUAUGCCUCGUUUGGUUAUCAGGUCACAAGCUUCUUUGCCGUCUCUAGCCGAUAUGGCACGCCUGAACAGUUGAUGAGACUCAUUGACACCGCUCAUGGAAUGGGGAUUAGCGUGUUAUUAGACAUCGUUCACUCGCACGCAUGCAAGAAUGUUCUGGAUGGACUGAACAUGUUCGAUGGAACGGAUCAUUGUUAUUUCCAUGAAGGUGGAAAGGGACGACAUGACCUUUGGGAUAGUCGUCUAUUUAAUUACGGCCAUUGGGAAGUUCUUCGUUUCUUACUCUCAAAUCUCCGAUUUUAUAUGGAAGAAUACAAGUUCGAUGGAUUUAGAUUUGAUGGAGUCACGAGUAUUAUGUAUAAACAUCACGGUAUUGGAACGGGCUUCUCGGGUGGAUAUCAUGAAUACUUUGGUGACCCCGUGGAUGACGAAGGCGUCGCAAAUGAUAUGCUUCACACUCUAUAUCCACGAGUCAUCACCAUCGCCGAGGACGUUUCGGGCAUGCCAGGAAUUUGUCGUCCUGUAGCCGAAGGCGGUGUUGGAUUCGAUUAUCGUCUUGCGAUGGCUAUUCCAGAUAUGUGGAUCAAGUUGUUAAAAGAAAAAAGCGAUGAUGAAUGGGAUAUCGGUAAUAUCUGUUGGACUUUGACCAAUCGUAGACAUUUGGAGAAAACUAUUGCAUACGCUGAAUCACAUGACCAAGCUCUUGUCGGUGACAAGACCCUGGCCUUCUGGCUCAUGGACAAAGAAAUGUACACGAACAUGUCUGAUUUAUCUCCUCGCACGUCUAUUAUAGAUCGUGGAUUGGCUCUUCACAAGAUGAUUCGUUUAUUGACUCAUGCUCUUGGCGGGGAAGGUUACCUAAAUUUUGAAGGAAACGAAUUUGGGCAUCCCGAAUGGUUAGAUUUUCCGCGACAAGGAAACAACAAUUCGUUUCAUUACGCCAGACGUCAGUGGAAUGUCGUGGAUGAUCAUUUGUUGAGAUAUCGAUAUUUGAAUGAGUUUGAUAAAGCGAUGCAACAUGCUGAAGAGAAAUUUGGUUGGUUAAAUUCUCCACAGGCCUACAUUUCACUAAAACAUGAAGAACAAAAGGUGAUCGCCUUCGAGAGAGCAAAUCUGCUCUGGAUCUUCAACUUCCACCCAACAAACUCACACGCUGAUUAUAAGAUAGGAACCGAAUGGGCAGGCAAUUACCACGUUAUACUCAAUACUGACAACCCUAAAUUUGGGGGCCACGACAGAAUCUAUGAAAAACAAAAAUACGUGUCACAACCACAAGAAUGGAACGGGAGAAAAAAUUUCAUUCAGAAGGUCUAUAUCCCAUGUCGCGUUGCCAUAGUGCUAGCUCACGAUAGUUUCAAGGAAUAA